Molecule: messenger RNA, 8662 nt
Organism: Acanthopagrus latus (yellowfin seabream)
Lineage: Eukaryota; Metazoa; Chordata; Actinopteri; Spariformes; Sparidae
Gene: lrrk2
Product: leucine-rich repeat kinase 2
Exons: 52
Coding region: 434-8071 (2545 amino acids)
Biological process (GO): protein phosphorylation
Cellular component (GO): plasma membrane
Molecular function (GO): protein kinase activity; GTP binding; ATP binding
Source: RefSeq, a predicted model, not a curated record
UGAUGCGACUGUAGGAAGGAGGAACACGCCUGUCAGUGAGGAGCUUUCACCCCACAGAGAAAGAGAGAGAGAGAGAGAGAGAGGCUCCAGCUCCACAAAGAGGAACAUGUUUAUCCGGCCGAGGAAAGCUAGCCGCGGACAGUGAUGUCAACGGUCGGAACCGAAACCCUGCGACACUGACAGCUUCCCCAAUCGUGACAGCCGCUUCGCUGUACUGUAGCUAGUGUAACAUUAUGUAACACGGCUAAUAUCCAGCAGCGUUGUGUAAUGUUAUGAGUGGAUAUAGUGGCGCUUUUAGUCGUUUCUCCCCAUGCUGCUGUAGCAAUGCUCCAGCAGUGCGGCCGCCUGAAGCCCUUCGUCGGUUCGGAGGGACUCCGCUGAUUGACCUCAAUGCACGGCGGCCCGUCAGCCGGGGAACGGUAUUUCAAAGACCAUGGUUAACAGAGAAGAACUUGAGGAAAGGUUGAAGAAACUCCUGGUGAGGCUGAAAACCCCGAAAGAGGACAGACAACUGUGCACACUGAUUCAAAUCAUCCAGGACUUGCUCUUCCUGGCCCACACCGACAAUGCAGCUGAGCUGUUUGAAGACAAAGACACCCACACCCCCCUCAUGGUGGUGCUGUCAUCCUACAUCCACAGCCGAGGAGUCCAGCAGGUGGGCUGGUCAUUGCUCUGUCGGCUGAUUGAAAUAUGCCCUGGUACGCUGGAACACCUGACCAGACCUCUGCAGGCAGCCAAGGACUGGGAGGUGCUGGGAGUGCACCAGCAGAUCCUGAAGGUACUAUCUCAGUACAGAACGGACUGCAAAGUGACAAUGGUUGGACUCAGAGCUCUGGCACUCUUGCUCAGAUCAGAAAUGGUUCCUCUGAUGGUGCUGGAGGAGGAGGAGGAGGAUGUGUUUGGCCUGGUGGUGGAGGCGAUGAAGAUGUUCCCUACGAGUGAAGAGGUGCAGCUCCAUGGCUGUGUAGCUCUGCAGUUCCUUCUGGAGAGAGUAAGUGAUGACCACCUUGUAGAGUUUGUGGAGAACCAGGAUCACGUUGUGGUUCUGGCGGCUCUUCAGACUUUUUCAGACAGCGCCGAGCUCCUGCUGCAGGGCAUGAAGGUGCUGCUCCCACUGGCUCGUCCUGGCAGUAACGUGGAGAUGUUGAUGUCUGGAGGUGCUCGCUGCUACAGCAUGGUCAUUGCCGCCAUGGACGCCUUCCCUGAGGUGGAGGAGCUGCAGGAGACGGCCUGCUGCUUGUUCAGGAAAUUUACAUUAGAGAGCUACUACAACAUCCUGGUACUGAACGGCGUCCAGAGGGUCGCAGUGAAAGCCUGUCAGACUUUCCCAGAAAAUGCCAAGCUGCAAGCCGCUGCUCUUUCCUGCCUGGCUGCUCUCACUGCAACCAUUGUGCAGAACAAAGCGGUGGCUGAGCAGGGUUUGGAGGAAGGGGAGGAGGAGGAGAACAGGGGUAGGGAGGAGGUGGAGGACAUGGGCCUUGGGUGGAUGGAGGUCUGCUGCAUGGCACUGGAUCUUCAUGCUGCUGAGCCAGCCGUUCAGGAAGCUGCCAGCUGGGCCAUUCACAGUCUAUUACUACACGGAGCUGGAGUGAACAGUUCAGAGGAGGAGCAGGAUGAGAGGACUCCUGUUCACAGACAGUUAAUGGCGGCCAUGUUGCUCCACUCCUCCUCUCCCAGUGUGUUUGAAGCUGCUACCAGUGCCAUAGCCACACUCAUCACACACAACAGUAAAAUGUGUUCUCUGCUGCUGUCCAGUGGCCUCCAUGUUAACCUAGUGGAGAUGAUGAAGAGACAUUCGACCUCAGCUGAAGUCUCCAUCAGCGCCUGCAAACUGCUCAGUUUGCUCUUCCAGGGAAGGACUGCCAAUCUAGAUGAGUUGAACAUGGCCAUGAGCCAGAUCCUCAGCACCAUGAAGAUCCAUAACUUUGAGCCGGAUGUUCAGCUGGAGGCUUUGAAGGCCAGCUUGGUCUUCCUCUGCCCAGACAGGAGUUUGAGGGAGAACGGCGCCUCGGUCGCUGAUCCUGACAUGGCCGACGUGUCGUUGAAGGUUCUGAAGAACCAGUGUGUGGUGGAAGGAGCUCACACCCUCUACUUGGAAGUUCUCAACAGGUUCAUCAGCAGCUCCCUCAUACAGAAGUGUGGUCUGAAGGUGCUCUCUGCUCUGGCUGACUGCUCCGGUGCCGUGGACUUGCUCUGCCAGCAGGGAGCGAUAGACACAGUGCUGCAUACACUACAGAUGUUCCCACAGGAACGAGAGAUACACUACUGGGGUCUCACCCUGCUCAGCUACCUCGUGUCUAAGAAGAAGCUGUCGAGGAUGAUCGUACCUGUUCUGGCCUCCGUUGUUGUCGCCUCACUCGUCCAGUACAAAGAAGACUCUGAGAUGCUGCUGAAGGGUUUCCAAGUGGGUCUCAGGAUGCUGGAUGCCUGUUCAGGAGCUGCAGCUGAACUGCAGAGAGAAGACUUUGACAGGCAGAUCUUCCAGCACCUCAGAGAAGAGACUCCUGAUCAGUGCAACAACCCUCUACGUAAGUCGAUGUGCCUCUCUCUGGCUAAAAUGUGGUGCGACUCGGAGCUACACUACAGCAUGCUGGAAAAAGCAUGCAAGGAUGGAGACAUGACGUUAGCCGAGUGUUUGAUUGAGCUGGGAGCUGACAUCAAUAAGAAGACCAAAACUGAAUCUCUCAUCUAUCAGGUGUGUGAGAGAGGCGGACCCCUUGAGCUGGUGGAGCUGCUGCUCAGCCGAGGUACCCAUGAGCAGCACCUCCGCAGGGCUCUGGCUGUGAGCGUGAAGCGGGGCGACGGACCCACGGUCAUCCAGCUGCUGGGCCGUCUGGGUCUGGACCUCAACAACAGCGCCCUCUGCCUCGGGGGCUUCAGGCUGGGCCGCCUGGAUGCCGCCUGGCUCAGCCCCCUGCUGGCUGAAAGAGGCAGAACACACAGUCUGCGCUACAACAACAGUAAGGGUAUAAGUUUGGCGAGGUACAUUCAGUCUUUCCAGAGGUCCAAGAGCAGCAGUGGUCUUCCCAGAUCUCUGGCCGACCCCUGUCUGACAUCUGGCUACAUUUCUGAAGAGAGCGACGACUCCAGCUUCAGUUUUGUCUCCAUGGACGACGGCCUGUUUUUCAAUGACGACAUGGAGAGCGAUGGCAGUGAUUCAUUGUCAGGGGUUUUGUCUCCAAAGCCGCACAAUAACUCAACAGAAGAGUUGAGAGGGGGGUCCUUCAAAAAGAAGCAGGGGCGUCGCAGACAUGCCAGCGCAGAGAGUGGUCAGACUGAGACUGAACACAGUGAGUCCGUACACAGGAGAUAUGGAAGAACCGGCUCAGGUCAAAAAGUGUUUGGAUCGGGGGAAAACUCUGCUGCUCUGCCCAAAGAGAAGGAGAGGAUCCGCCUGCUUGACCUGUCGGGUAAUGAGUUGAACUCUCUGUCCUGUCUGAUGGAUGAUGUCUUCGUCCAGCAGCAGCUGGGACAUCUCCUCCGUCUGGACCUUAGCCACAACUGUCUGCUGGAGUUUCCUUCAGCUCUUUGCCAGAAUUUGAAGAGUCUGACUCGACUGGACCUUCAGGGCAACCAGCUCCAGUCGCUGCCAGUCGAGCUGCUGUCUCUGCUCUCACUGAACAUGCUGAACGUCUCCCGUAACUGUGUGGGUCCUAUACUGACCUUUGACCCCGCUGUCACCUGCCCAUCACUGCGGCAGCUCAAUCUGUCUUUCAACAAAAUCACCACCUUCCCUCGCGAGCUGGGCCGCGCCGUGAAUCGGCUGGAGGAGCUGUUUAUGGAAGGUAACAGUAUAACUGAACUGUGUGAGCCUCUCUGUCUGCCGGAGAUCAAGCUGCUGGAUGUGAGCAAGAACAGUGUUGAGAACAUUUCUCCAGACUUCCUGACCGGCUGCCCUAAACUGGAAACUUUCAGUGUCUCUAUGAACAAAAUCUGUUCCCUGUCACAUCUCUCAUCCAAGAUCACAACACUGAAACUAGCAAACAACAAUUUCACUGAAGUUUCUGAGGCGAUACUUCAUCUCCCAAACUUGCGGUCAGUCGACAUGAGGACCAACAACAUUGCUGUUCUGCCUGGACCAGGACUCUGGGAGUCCAACAACCUCAGAGAGCUGAUGUUCAGUCAGAACUGUAUCAAAGAUCUGGACCUGAGUGGACCGAUCUACAAAUGGGUCAGACUGGAGAAACUCCACCUGAGUGACAACAAGCUCACUGAGAUCCCCCCACAGAUCGGCCUUUUGGAGGGCCUGACCUCCCUGGAUGUGAGUCGUAACACAAACCUGCGCUCCUUCCCCGAUGAGAUGGGUAAACUGAGUAGACUGUGGGACCUGCCGCUGGACGGCCUGAAACUCCAGCUGGACCUCAAACUCAUUGGCAGCAAGACCAAAGACAUUGUCAGGUUUCUGCAGCAGCGGCUGAAGAAGGCGGUGCCGCACUACCGAAUGAAGCUCAUCGUGGUGGGGAACGCAGGCAGUGGGAAGACCACCCUGAUCCAGCAGCUGAUGAAGCUGAAGCGCUCACAGGUGAACUCGAAGAGGACCCUUGCUGGCAUCGACGUCCGUGACUGGACCAUCAGUGAAUGGGACAGGAAGAAGAUGGUGCUGAACGUCUGGGACUUCUCAGGGGGAGAGGAGUUCAGUGGCUCUCACCCUCACUUCCUGACCUCCAGAGCUCUCUACCUGGUCGUGUGCAACCUCAGCAAGGGAGCCAGUCAGGUGGACGCUCUCAAACCCUGGCUCUUCAACAUCAAAGCUGUAGCUCCUCUGUCCCCGGUCAUCCUGGUAGGAACACACACCGAUGUGAGCGAAGAGCUCCAACUACAAGCCUGUCUGACCAAGAUCAGAGAGGAGCUGCUGAACCACCAGGGCUUCCCUGCCAUCAGGGACUACCACAUGGUCUCCGUCUGCGAGGACUCAGAUGCCGUGACCAAGCUCCGCAAGGCCAUCACCAGGGAGGUCACCAGCUUUAAGAUCCAGGGCCAGCCUGUGAUGGGCCAGCUGGUUCCAGAAUGCUACGUGGAGCUGGAGCGCCGCGUUCUGCAGGAGAGAGCCAGGGUUCCCCCAGAGUUCCCCGUUCUCAGGCACCAGGAGCUGCUGCAGCUCAUCCAGGAGAGCCAGCUGCAGCUGGAGGAAGCUGAGCUGCCUCACGCUGUCCACUUCCUCAGUGAAGCCGGGGUUUUGCUGCACUUUGACGAUCCGGCACUUCAGCUCCAAGAGCUCUACUUCAUCGACCCGCAGUGGCUGUGCCACAUCAUCUCCCAGAAACUGACAUUAAAGAGCUGUGGCUUUUGGGAGCCCCCUAAAGGAGUUGUUCAGCGCUCGAUGGUGGAGAAGUUUCUGUUUGAGACCAAAUGUUUCCCCAAGAGCCACCUGACGCAGUUCUUCAAACUGCUGGAGAAGUUUCAGAUCGCGCUGCCCUUCGGCGAGGACCAGCUGCUGGUACCCAGCAGUUUGCCCAAGCACAGACCAGUGAUCGAGCUGCCUCACUGUGAGAACUCAGAGGUGAUUGUGCGUCUGUAUGAGAUGCCGUACUUCCCCAUGGAUUUCUGGUCUCGCCAGAUCAGCCGCUUACUGGAGUUUUCGUCUUAUUUGCUUUGUGGAAAAGAAAAAGUGAUGCGACCCAACCGGAUCUACUGGAGGAGAGGCGUGUACCUGAGCUGGUCCCCAGAGGCCUACUGUCUGGUGGAGGCUGCCUCAGUGGAGGAGAACCCCUCCAGCUUCGUCAGGAUCACUGUGCCCUCUUCAAGAAAAGGCCGGAUGCUGCUGGGUCAGGUGGUGGAUCACAUCGACUCCCUGCUGGAGGAGUGGUUUCCUGGCCUGCUGAACACAGACAUGCACGGCAGCGGUGAGGCUUUGCUGAAGAAGUGGGCUCUCUACAGCUUCGAGGACGGGCAGGAGUGUAGCAGGAUUCUGCUCGAGGACCUCUUCCCCUAUUUUGACAAUGAUUUUCGGCUGGUGAACUCGGAGGACCCCCGCUGCACUCUCCCCAUCUCUCAGAUCGCUCCUGACCUGGUGCUGAGUGAUCAGCCUGCAGGAACGAUACUGGAUAGUGAAGAGCUGGAGGUAGACAUGUCUAAAGACAACAGACUGGGGGACGGUGGCUUCGGGACCGUCUAUCGAGGUGUCUACAAAAAUGAAGAAGUUGCUGUGAAAAUAUUCAACAAACAUGCAUCUGAGCUUUACAUCUACAGACUCCUGAGACAGGAGUUGGUGGUAUUGGGUCGCCUCCGUCACCCCAGCCUGGUGGGUCUCCUGGCGGCUGGCUCAUCUCCGCAGGUCCUGGUUAUGGAGCUGGCUCUCCGUGGCUCACUGGAUUCCUUGUUUGAACACGAAAACGGCAGCCUGAACCAAAAACUUCAGCACAGAAUCGCCCUGCAGGUGGCUGACGGACUCAGGUACCUCCACUCGGCCAUGAUCAUUUAUCGGGAUCUGAAGCCCCACAAUGUGCUUCUGUUCAACCUGAAGACGGACUCUGAGAUAAUCGCCAAGAUCACAGACUACGGCAUCGCUCAGUACUGCUGCAGCAUGGGAGUGAGGAGCUCCGAGGGAACACCAGGUUUCCGGGCACCAGAAGUCGCCCGAGGUAACGUGAUCUACAACCAGCAGGCGGACGUGUUCUCUUUCGGCCUGCUGCUCUACGACCUGCUGACCUGUGGCGAGCGAAUCUCUGACGGCAUGAAGUUCCCCAGCGAGUUCGAUGAGGUCGCAGUGCAGGGAAAACUGCCAGAUCCAGUAAAACACUACGGUUGCUCACCUUGGCCGGGCUUCCAGGCCCUCAUGAAGGACUGUUUGAGGAACAGCCCUCAAGCUCGACCCACCUCAGCUCAGGUAUUCGAUCGACUAAAUUCAGGGGAGAUGUUGUGCCUGAUGAGGGAGUCGGUGGUUCCCCGGGCCUUCAACGCUGAGUGCUUUGCUGUGAGCUCCAGCAGCAGUGAAGGCUCCUCCAUCAGCCACAGAGCCUGGCUGGGUGGAGGCAGCAGCACCCAGCGACUGGGCUCCAUCACAGCUGUGGACCUGGACACCAACAAAGUUACUACACAGGAGAUCGACACCAGUCCCGUCCUGUGUCUUGUGAUCGUCCAGAUCCCUGAGGAGGCUUGUGAUUGGCUGGUCGCAGGCACACAAUCGGGUUCCUUGGUGGUCAUCAGCACUCAGGACCCGUCUGUGUGGCACCACCUGCAGAGAGUCAAAGAUGCUGUCACCUCAUUGUACUUCCACGUGCACCCUCGACGCACCCAAAGAAAGAAUUACCUGCUGGUUGGGACAGCUGAUGGAAUACUCACAGUUUAUGAGGACUCUGUGCUCAAGCAGGAGAAUGGGCAGCCGGUUAAAACUCUCGCUGUGGGAAACAUCAGCACGCCUGUCAUGUGUCUGGGCCAGUCGGUGCAUGCGCUGGACAGCAGGUCUGUGUGGGCCGGCUGCGGGACCAAGAUCCACUCGUUUACCACCGACUACGAUGUGUGCAAGUCCAUCGACACGAGACCAAACCUCAUUUUCCAGCAGCAGCGGUCAUUGGCUGGCAAAGCGUGUGUGUCCCGAAUGGUUGUGGAUAAAUACGUUUACCUGAACAAAGCCGGGACGCCGACCGUCGAGGUUUGGGAUAAGAGGAGCGAGAGGAUGGUGGACUGCAUCGACUGUGCUCAGAUCAUCAGACAGGACUCCGGCUGUAGAGGACGGCAGGGCAGCGAGGUGGAGCUGCCCACAGAGGCGGCUCCCUCCUGGGCCAGAGUGAAGGCCCUGCUGGUGCAGAGCGCUGCAGCUCUCUGGAUCGGCACCAGAGGGGGCCAUCUGCUGCUGCUGGAGCUCUCCAAGCACCAGACGCUGCAGGUCAUCGCCCCCCGCUGCGACUCCAUCCGCUACAUUGCCUCUGCACUCAUAGAAACACUAAAUUGGAAGAACGUGGUGCUGGUUUUGGGCAGGAGACUCCCACAAGACAAGAAUCAGUUUGACGAGGAGUCUGUGCUGAUGGUGUGGAACAGCACGCUGCCGAUGGAGGUCAAAGACCUGAACAGACACUGCGAGAAAAGAGAGCAGAUCGCAGCCAAAAUGAGAGAGCAGCUCCAUCAUAACUGAGCUUACACAUUUAGUGUUCGUUGUAAAGGGAUCAACUCUCCAGUGGAUCGAUGUGUCAGCAGCAGGACAUGUUGAAGGGGAUGUUUACCUCACUUUCUGACAGCCAUACGUACUUUUCCAGUGCACUGAACCUGAAGACAAAGAAUUCAUGAGGGGACACACAAAAGAAUUUGAUUCAAGAAGCUCCUUUUUUCUCUUUUGUGAUGCACUUACGAAAUAAUGUGUUUUACCAGAUGAGGACAAUCUUUGAAAAGGGACACAGAUGGUCUAAUUUGUGUGCUGUGCAGAUGUUCAGGAGGACUUCCUGCUGCUAAUGAUUAGAGAUUAGUUUACUUGUCUAUAAGAAAAAAAAAAAAGAAAACUGGAAAGAAAGCCAAAGGAAAAAAGCCUCUAAACCUGUAUAGUUGAUUAUUUAUUCUCAUGUGUACAUGUGUGUGUUUACCUGCGAGCCCAUUCACUCCACAUCAGUAAACGCAACACGGGAUUUCUCAAAUGCUGCCUGCUCUGUACACAGUUUUUAUGUUGUGCUACCUGUUUAUGAUGUUUAUGUCAAACAGAACAAGUGAGUAAAUAUUAUUUUAUGUACUGUGA